Purpureocillium lilacinum is the source of this 2112-nucleotide messenger RNA. Lineage: Eukaryota; Fungi; Ascomycota; Sordariomycetes; Hypocreales; Ophiocordycipitaceae. The record is from RefSeq and is a predicted model, not a curated record.
AUGUCCUACAAACGUUCGCGGUCCACGUUCGAAACAGACAGCAACCAUGCGCCGUACGCCCUCUUCGGCACGCCCCUCCCCGACGAGGCCGAUUCCCGCGACGAUGGCGCGUACCUGCCUUUGUGGAAGCAAGAAGUGAGGGACGAGAGGGGCCGAAAGCGGCUGCAUGGAGCUUUUACCGGUGGCUGGAGCGCCGGCUACUUCAACACCGUCGGCUCCAAAGAAGGUUGGACCCCGUCCACCUUUGUAUCGAGUCGGAGCUCCCGCAACAAGGAUGGCACCGCCUCGACGCAGCAGCGCGCCGAGGACUUUAUGGACGAGGAGGAUCUGGCCGACGCCGCCGAGUCGCAACAAAUCCAGACCUCUCAGGCGUUUGCAGGGCUGGGAUCGACCUCUCAGGGCGAAGACCGGCCAGCGGGUCUGAUGGGCUUGUUCAAGACGGAGGGCAACACCAUGGGGCUGCAGCUGCUGCGCCGGAUGGGCUGGAAAGAUGGGCAGGGCAUUGGCCCCAAGGUGCGCCGAAGCGCUCGACUCGAUGUCGGCAAGCCGUCCUCAGGAGACCAACCCGAGACACAUCUUUUUGCCCCGGACAACGCCCCGAUGAUACAGUUCGUGCGAAAAACCGAUCGCAUGGGUCUCGGGCACCAGAGACAGUCGAAGCUUCAGGCUCUUGGGCAGAGACGAGACGCGAUCGACGAGGAAGACGAAGACAAUGACAAGCCAGACGACGGGGCGCGGCAUUCGCUCUUUGAAGCGAAAAGGCCCACGACAAAGCCGGCGCGGGGUGCAUUCGGCAUAGGGGUUCUAAACGACACCGGCUCUGACGACGAGGACCCUUACGACAUUGGUCCCAAGAUCAAAUAUAACCGCGUCAUCGGAGGCGACAAAAAGAAGAAGAAGAAGGCGUCGGCUUUGGCGAACCCGUCACUCGACAAAGCACCCAAAUUCGUGCCAAGGAUGGCCAGGGCCGGCGAUAGCCUCAGGCGGUGUCAUGACGGACGGCUGCCGCUUCCGGGGUACGUUCUGGCCAAGGUCACAGAAGACCUAGCGUCGCUGUUCUCCGAGUACGCCCCUCCAGCGGUCCCGCCCGAUUGGAAAUCAGCAAAGGAUCCAACAGCAACGUCAAGUUCUUCGGACUACCUAUCAGCAGCGGAUGCCGCGAAAGCAUCUUCUCUUGGUCCUCGCGAACGAGCAGCUUUACUCGGCGAGAAGGCACUGCCGGGCAAGUCCGUCUUCGACUUCAUCUCUGCCACGGCUCGAGACAAACUCGCCGCGGCAUCCGGCAAGUCUAAUCUCCCACCUGCUCGAGGGGAGAUACCUGCCGAGCUGGCCAUGUCCGAGGAGGAGAAGCGGAAAGCUCUCUGGGACCGAGCCCCCAAACUAGAGCGCGAUACGGCUGCGGCAGCGCUCGCCCGGAGUGCGGGCGGGCCGUACGCCGACGACGAGGCAAAGCGCACGCGAUAUCGUCGGUACUUGGAGAACCAGGCAAACCCGGGUCUUCCACCGCCGGAGAAGCGCAAUGGCGUAUCAGACGACGACUUUUUGCGGGAGGUGAACGAGUUUUACAAUUGCGCGCGGAUAUUCAAGCCGAUGACUGGCUUCAUGGCGUCCCGAUUCACGACAUCCAAGACGGUCCUGAACUCGACGUCUGCUGCGGAGGACAAGACAGAGCUCUUGGCCAAGCCGGAGCCCAAGGUUGCUGACCCUGCGGAGGAGGCAGCAAGGGUGGGCAUGUUCGGGCACAUGACGCGGACAGUCGCCGACUUUUAUCCAACCCGCCUCUUGUGCAAGCGAUUCAACGUGAAGGCGCCUGCGCAUUCGCGUCCGGAUAACGAGCCCGAGUCGAACCGCCCGAGGAACAACACGGAGAGCUGGCCGAUGCCCGCUCAGGAGGGAGAGUCGAGAACCGCGGCGCCACCUGUGCCCGUUGGUGCUUUGCCCGCGUUACCUGCGCCGGUACAGAGCGAAAGUACCGCGGCUGGUGCGCAUGUCAAAGAGCAGAACAAGGUCACGGAGGUAGAUCCGGAGAGGAACGAGGCGCUCGAGGGGAAGGCGGCCAACGAGGACGUCCUGCGUGCCAUCUUUGGCGAUGCCGAUAGCGAUAGUGAGUGA